AUGCCAGUCGAACCCAACAGCUCUGCACCUGCUUCCUAUUCUGUUUCGCCCGUCACUCUACUUGACGCCUCCGGAAAAGAUCCUUUCGAUAGCUUGCCGGUAACUUGCACGAGAGAGGAUUUCAUAUUAAUGGACUGUUGGACCAACAGAUUGACAUACUGGUCAGGCGAGCCUAGACUUAUCAAAGACCAAGUCUUCCGGGCGGUCCUCAAUCAUCCCCUGCCAUUUCAGUCGAUUGUCCUCGCAUAUUGUUCUCGGUGGAGGGCACAUGCAUACGGGUUAAAGUGGAACCCCGAGGUGGAACAGCACGUAGGAAGAGCAACAAAGGGCCUUGAACAGGUGAUGAAGGGUGGCAUGAAGAUCGACACUGAUAGCCUAGCCAUGGCUUUGACGGGGAUGGCAAUACAAGAAGAAAGAUUUGGCAGUAAGCAGCAAGCCAGAGGAUACGUAGACCAGGCUGUCCAAAUCCUCCGUUCCAGGUCGGGAUCUAAUCGUGUUGCUGAAGCACUGUUACAUUAUGUGCAGUUCAUGUUGAUGCCGCUUCAUCCAGCAGUUCCCGAAGAUGGCCAGCAAUGGUUGGUCACAUUCCUUCGAGGAGCAGAAGAAUUGAUGCUAGAGCAUAGUUCCGAUGCGUAUCUAUCGUCCGUUCCUCAGCGUCGCUCUACGUUUCAAAUGGACAGCCCUUUGUUUCCGUUGCUGUCCAGCGGGCCUCGUCCUUCCCAUGUUCCGCUUCAGUCACGUAUAUACAUUAUAACGAAGACUGCGCCGACGCAGGAGCUCACCCGUACUGCGGCUCUGAUAUACAUCACAGCCGCCCUCUGGGAUUUCCAGGGUUCUCCCAGCAAAACCGGUCGCUUUCUCGACCAUCUACGCGCGAUUGUGAAAAAUCAUGAGCUCGACAGAUUUCCCGCAUGCGAGUCCUUCGUGUGGCUCCUCCUCCUCGAGGGAUAUGAAGCCGACCUGCAGGAACCUGAGAGAAGCUGGUCUACGAGCGAGCUGUUGAAAUUAUAUAAACAGCUUCAGCCGGAACUCCAGUUCCUUUUCACUCUAUGCCAGAGGUCCAGGAAGAACCUUAAGCUACACCCGACCCGGGUUACUAUUUUUUUCAUGUACAUUUACUCUCUUGACCUCCUCUCAGGACGACACAACACUUCGACGGUUUGCGGGCAGCCGUUCGCCCAUCUCAUCUAA
Molecule: messenger RNA, 1191 nt
Organism: Aspergillus oryzae RIB40
Lineage: Eukaryota; Fungi; Ascomycota; Eurotiomycetes; Eurotiales; Aspergillaceae
Exons: 2
Coding region: 1-1191 (396 amino acids)
Source: RefSeq, a predicted model, not a curated record